This is a messenger RNA of Manduca sexta (tobacco hornworm), 9827 nucleotides long. It is a transcript of the gene trc, whose product is annotated as serine/threonine-protein kinase tricornered. Bases 420 to 1820 code for a protein of 466 amino acids. Gene Ontology annotation, molecular function: protein serine/threonine kinase activity; ATP binding. The transcript is spliced from 11 exons. Lineage: Eukaryota; Metazoa; Arthropoda; Insecta; Lepidoptera; Sphingidae. The record is from RefSeq and is a predicted model, not a curated record. Gene Ontology annotation, biological process: peptidyl-serine phosphorylation; intracellular signal transduction.
UUUAUAUUUUAUCAUCUGUGAAUCUCGCCUGACAUCUUUCUUUGUGCAAUCUCGGUCUGGUAGGUGAUGGAAAAUCCCGUUAUUCCGCUGUCGUAACUCAUACAACAAAGGUAUUAUCGCGCGGGAGUGUCGGCCGAGGUCAACUGAGCAAAAAUCACCAGUUUCGAAAGCGUUCAGUGACACUGUACGCUCGUAAUAAUUUUAGUUCAAUUUAUCGAUUUUGCUAAUCCAGUGGAUGCCAGCAGUUGUUUUUAUGCUGUUAAUUUAUUAGUGUGGUCGGGUGACUGGCCAGGGAGCAACAUUUUUCGUGUCACAGUACAAAGUAAGAUUGAGCCGUGUCUUGGGGGAAAAGCACCCCGGGCACUACGGUGGCCCCAGAUACACCGGCGCCAGCGCCCCAGCCCCCAGGGGUGCUGGAGAUGACUGGCACCGAUAAUAUACGGUUUAGCGGACAUACGCUGGACAAGGCCACCAAGGCCAAGGUCACGCUAGAGAACUUCUACACAAACCUCAUCAGUCAGCAUUAUGAAAGGAAACAGAGACUGGAGAAACUUGAGGAGUCGCUCAAGGACGAGAGCCUGACGGAGAGUCAGAAGCAGGAGAAGCGGCAACAGCAUGCGCAGAAAGAGACGGAGUUCCUCCGCCUCAAGCGUUCCAGGCUCGGCGUCGAGGACUUCGAACCGCUCAAGGUGAUAGGCAGAGGUGCGUUCGGCGAGGUGCGGCUUGUGCAGAAAAAGGACACCGGACAUGUGUACGCCAUGAAAAUACUCAGGAAAGCAGACAUGCUUGAGAAGGAACAGGUAGCACACGUCCGAGCCGAGAGAGACAUCCUCGUGGAAGCGGACCAUCAGUGGGUGGUGAAGAUGUACUACAGCUUCCAGGACCCCAUGAACCUGUACCUGAUCAUGGAGUUCCUUCCCGGGGGUGACAUGAUGACCCUGCUCAUGAAGAAGGACACGCUCAGCGAGGAGUGCGCGCAGUUCUACGUCGCUGAGACGGCGUUGGCUAUAGAUAGUAUACACAAACUUGGCUUCAUUCACAGAGACAUAAAGCCAGAUAACCUGCUUCUGGAUGCGCGUGGGCACAUAAAGCUGAGCGACUUCGGCCUCUGCACGGGCCUGAAGAAGAGCCACCGCACAGACUUCUACCGGGACCUUUCGCGCGCUACUCCCUCAGAUUUCAGCACUCUAUUUAACUUCCCAGUCUCGACAUCGUCGUCGGCGAUGGACUCCAAACGUCGUGCCGAGUCUUGGAAACGGAACAGACGGGCGCUCGCGUACUCCACCGUCGGCACGCCGGACUACAUCGCCCCCGAAGUGUUCCUGCAGACGGGCUACGGGCCGGCCGCUGAUUGGUGGAGCCUCGGUGUUAUUAUGUAUGAGAUGCUGAUAGGUUACCCGCCAUUCUGCUCGGAGUCACCGCAGGAGACGUACAGGAAGGUGAUGUCUUGGAGGGAGUCUCUCACCUUCCCGCCAGAGAUACCCAUCAGCGAGGAGGCUAGGGAGACCAUUCUGCGCUUCUGUUCAGAACCAGAUCGCAGAUUGGGGUCGCAGCGCGGCAUCGAGGACGUGAAGUCGGUGUCUUUCUUCCGCGGCGUGGACUGGAGCCACGUGCGCGAGCGUCCCGCCGCCAUCACAGUCGAGGUGCGCUCCAUCGACGACACGUCCAACUUCGACGAGUUCCCCGACGUCAAGCUCGAAAUACCUUCAGCGCCUAUAACACAAGACGGUGAAGUGGCGUACAAAGACUGGGUGUUCAUCAACUACACGUUCAAGCGGUUCGAGGGGCUGACACAACGCGGCACGCCCACCAAGAAGUGAGCCGCGCGGCGUCCUCGCGUCCACACGCCCUGCCACGGGAGUAUAAGUUAAAAUAAGGAAUUGAUACGUGGAAUACAGCUGAGGACGCAUAUUUAAUCAUUAAGGGAUGCAACGAUGCUGUUUUACAUACGCUGUAUAGGUAGCCAUUACGAUUUUUCGAGUGGACUGUGCUUUAGCAGCAUCUUACUGAGCUAGAAACACAAGCGUUCGACACUAGUCCGUUCGUAUUAAUGAGUUCACAAGCCACGCCCAUCGACCAAUGAGACGGGCGUUGCUUCUUUGUUCUGCGAACUGACUUGGUGGAACGUACUCUGUGCCGCCUAGCCCGUGUGGUGUCCAAGUCUCAUUUAUAUUUUUAUGGCUAUGAACAGUGUCGUUAAAGAUUAAUAAUAGCGCCAUCUGUCGCCUAACGGACGAUGUUCUAUGAUUUUAAUCACCGAUAAAUGUAAUAGUGUUUUAAUGUGCAAUUUAUUUUUGUUUUGCGUCUUACCGAAGUCAGCGCUAGUGAUGUUCGUGCUUGUUCCAAAUUAACGUAUGGUCACGAUCUAACGUACAAACUAAACCUUUAAGAUAUAAUUAUAUAACGCUCCGUUUUUAAAAUUAGAGGAACAGCAAAUUGAUAUAUGAUUUAGUAUCAGUAUUACCAUAAAAGCUAUGCCUUUUGGGGGUGAGAUUGCAAAAUGAAAAGGAAACUACGCAAAAAACAAUUUAGAAAUUAUAUUAUAACAAUACUCAAACAACUCAUUUGGUACAUUCGUAUUGAAAAUAAAAAUGGAAUACCUCAAAAGAUUUUAAUAAAUGUAUUAAAUUCCUUAUUAUAAUUUGUACUCGAAUGAUUCGGGGUGUCGCGUAGACUCGAUGCAAUACUACACAAUAUAUAUUAUUGUACAAAGUUAUAUUGCGUAUUUGGCUGUCGGAAUCAUUGUUGGCAGUUUGAUACUUAUUUAAGUUUAAUGGGUUUAGGGCUAGAGCAUGUUUAUCUCUCUGAGAUCGUUUUGUGUAGGAUAUUGAAAAAGUGAUAAGAGCUAUAUUGCAUGCGCUUUUUUUUUUAAUUUAAAUUUGUAAUCAGCAUGUUGAAGUAUAGAAUUAUAACAAAUUCCCCAGAGCUAAAAGCGUUUUUAGCUAAAAAAAAUCUGAAGUAUUUUAAAACAUGAACUUUGAUUCAAUAUUUAUUUACUUUAAUGUUCGCAUUCAACAAAUUUGCCAAUCAAUUAUUUAUUGUAUAUCAAUGUAUUAACUUUUAAAAUUCAUUAUAACCGGUCAACAAUGAUUUCAACGACUAUUAUUUAAUACUAAAUGAAAUAAUAAGCUCCCAUGUGUUCCUAAGUAAGGGAAUGACUAAGCGCGCGUUGUGCUUAGCGUGCAAUAGAGAUGAGCGAGGAGUCGGGGGUGAGUAGGGAUAGGGGUCUCUGAAACACCCGGCGUUUCAGCUAUUAUCUCUGACUACCCUACAAACCUUAGGAAUAAGGAUAACUUCAAAGAUUUCCAUUGUAACGUAAGUAGUUACGUUCCGAUAUUUUAGUACUUCUCUGUCUUUUAUGAAAUGUAUUAGUGUAAAAGAGAUAGAAACGCCGGUGUUUACGAAUAUGUAAUCGCGAAGGUUGUUGUGAAGUUAGUGGGGUGUUGUGUAGUUAAAAAUCUCGCAACGUGAUGUUAUGGAUAAAUUUAUAUUAAAGUAUUUUCCAUUUAAUCAAUUUUAAUAGUGUAAAUUCCACAUUUUUUUUUGUGAAUAUUUAUAUUGGUUAUGUUUUGUUAUGUUAUUUAUAUUAUGUAAAAAUGAACUAAAUCGGCAUGUUUCAUCAAAUUUGAUUUAUGAUUCACAGUAUACACCAUAUUUUUGUAACACGCGACAUGCCUUACAAAUAUCUAAUAUCAAUAAUGUGGGAUUGCAGCUAACUUCGCACUGUAGAAUAUGUUUAGCUGUUAUCUUUUUAAUGUCUAAUUCUACAUCUAACUUCACACCCAACCUAAGCGUAUUUUAGACCCCUCCCCAGCGUGUACAAGUGGAUAUGCGUUGUUUUAGUUAAUGUACAGGGUGUUUCGGCGGAUCAUGUUGCGCAGGAGUUUUUUUGGCUGAAAGUGCAAUGUUUAAAAAUAUUCCACGUAUAAAUGCUAAGUAACGUCCUAAAACCCUUAUAUUUUUGUCGGUAUUUUAACUUUUCUUCCCUUCUUAUUUUAAUAUAAGAAAGAAGAAAUAUCGAUCAAGAAGUUUAUAAGUUUGAGGACUUUUUUAGUUUGUAACAGUAUUUAUGGCAUAAAGAGUUUGUUUAAUAAUUAUCUAUUUUUAUACAUUGAACCAUCAGUCGACUGUAAAUCUUCUAUUCACUUGACGAUGGAUAUGUAAUAACAACACAAUUGUUUCAAUUCGCGAAGGUACAUAAUGUUGCGCGCUGUUGUGCAACGUAUGAUCGUGUUGCGCGUCCUUGUCUAGUGGAAGGAAGAUAUCCGCACAACACGAUACCUCUACAUUCGCCUCUGAGUGUUCGCAUUUCAUUAAUUUAGUUAUUUGAUGUACUGUUUGAGUCGUCGGUUGAGAUCUUUGAAGCCGACCUAGAGUUAGUCGAAAUCUGAUUAAAUAAAAUGAAGGAAUAUACAUAUUUAUAAGUAUUUUCAAAAAAGUUAAUGAAAAAGUUGCUUUUGUAGUGUUUUUACUCUGAUUUAGACUAAUCGAUUUGCUUCACAGAUCUCCGCCUUAUUGCUUAAAUUGCGGUGCAUUUUGAUGUUGCACUUUACUCGGCCUGUAUUACUUGCCAGUAUGGCCUCUAUACACAAUUUUGGUGGCAAUGGACAUGUCGACUUUGAACUUAAUCUCUGAAAAUGUUCAUAAGUUUCGGAGAUAUAACUUUUAAUAUUGUUUUCCAAGAAAUGGAAAUGUAUUUUAGAAAAUUUUUGUUGUAUUUUAUUAUUUAAAACAAAAAUGGAUGAAUUAAGUCCAAAUUCGCCAACGCCCCCCAUUGUUUCCCAACCCUACUACAGCACCCUAGAACUUAAUGUGAAUCGUUUUAAAAUAAGUUCGUAAGAAUGUCGUAAUUUGAUUCGUAUCGUAUGGCACAUAAAGUAUCUUUCUGAGUAACCAAAACUGUUAAAGUUUCUGCCGCUUUUUCUCACCGUCUUGCCCGUGGUCCGAUUUAUGGCCGAACUUAUUCUGAUCGUGCUCCAUAGCUUUUUAGACUUCGCAAAGUUUUAUCUUACUAUAAGCCUCUCUGCCGUCCUUUAAGUGCAUGUAUUAACUAUAAAGUAACACUAUCCAAUCUCUAUUUACUGGUUUAUGCUGAUGCGGAUUACCAACGGUUUAUGGCUGUUUAAUUAAAAAUAUAUUUUAAAGUUUCCCCAGUAUCCGCAUUAGGACAAAAUCCGCAUCCGCAUGGAACGGUGUGACGUAUAAUAUUUUCACUACGCGUGGAAGUUUGGCGAUUGCUACGUUUUGUGGAACAUAGAAUUUAUUGUCUAUGCCGUCAAUCGGACCACAUUUCGCACAAUGGUAGCGAUGAUCAGGAAUACUCAUUCUUGAACCCAUAAAUGUAAGUAAAUUUGUCUAUAAUUAUAUUUUAUGUACAUAGACGCGUAUAGCUUAUUAUAAAAGAAACGUUCAAUGGAUCGCAAUAGAAUUCCGUCCAAAAUUAUUUGACCGUCGUAUCGGAGAUUAUGCACUAUAUAAAAUAUAUUAAUUUAUUUAUAUAAAGCUGUGAGUGCACCGCAGAUAUGUAAUGACGCCGCAGAUGGCUGCGCAUGAGCAUAAAUAUUGAUUCGUGUUAUGUUUAAAAAAGUGUAAUGCGUUAUUGUAAAAUAAAUUUAAUGCAUUAUAAUUUAUAUAGCUUUUGCUCGCGGAUCCGAAGAUUUAUCAGCUUUCAGAAUCAGUAACUUAUGUCCUUCCCAAGGUCUUAAACUAUCUCCAUACAAAAUUUUAUCGAUAUCCGCUCCGUAGUUAUUGAUUGAAAAAGGACAUUUAUUUAAUAAUAUAUAACAAUAUUACAAAGUAAUACAUUUUACACAAAUUAUUUCCGUCAAUAAAAAUAUUGUAGUCGCUUCAUCGAACCUAAAAUACUUUACUAAUGAAUAUAAACAUCAAACUUUUAAUCUUAAACGGUAUAUUGAUUUUUGUAAGUGCGCCGCUAUCUGAAUAAUGUGUACAAAAUCUUGAGUAAAUCUCUACACGCAAUAGUUAACGUUUGGCUAAUUAACACGACAGCGUAGUUUGUGUAAUAAUUUAAACUCUGUAUUAUAAGCCUUACUCAUUUAUUCAAAGAAGUUUUUUAUCGAAGGACGGAGCAUUGCUGUGAUAACAAGUCUAUUUCUUAGCUUUGUUUAUCUAACGGCUUUCUGUUUGUUCAGCUUUGUUUAUCUGACAGCCUAUUAGAUUCAAGUCGUAUCUCAAUAUUAGCCAAUCACAACGGCCCUAUGUCUACGCACUACGAAGGCUGCCAUGCCGUCAGCACUGAGAAACAGACUUGUUAUCACAGCAAUGCUCCGUCCUUAGAUAAAUAACGUCUAUGUAUAUGGGGGUUAGUGUUCACAUUCAAUAACUAACGCAGAAAAAAUAUUAUAUGAUUGCUAAGAUAUUAGUAUAAAGUUUAAAAUUGCAAGCACUACUUUGCCGCUAUUGUCUAUAUUGUGAGCGUAGGCGGUGUGCAAACAGCGACUCUGUAAUCUCUUAUGAACAUAAAUUAAUGCAAAAUUAUCUAUAAUUCGUUUUUUCUUGUCUGGUAGCAAGUACAGGUCAUUACCUAGUGCAUAAAUAACGAGUCCCUUAAAACAAAUAAAAAGUAUAUACAAUUUUAAUCAAAUAGUAUAGUUUUGAUGUAAAUGAAGUUAUUCUCGAAGUCAGUUUAGGGGAAAACGAAUUAUAAUUCUAUAUGCAAAGAAUGAGUAUUUCUGUGGCAUUCAAAACCUAUGAGGAACGAACUGUUCUUGAACUAUAUUUCAUACUCUUCGUUUAAAAUCUUUUUUGCUUGUUUCGUGCGCUAGUUCUUUCAGCGGUGUCUACUCUCACGGACGCCAAAUUGACAGAUCCCCAAGGACUAGCCUGCUUUUACGUAUAAGAUACUAAGAAGCAGUGACUUAAUCAUAUGAAGAUAGGGCUGUGUUUCUCUGUAUAGAUUCCCCGCGAUUUCGGAAAUAACGAAUCGCUAAUAAAGCCCCAGACUCAAACACGUGGAUUCCAAGUUACGUGUUAUCUAUUUAACCACGCGUAAGUUAAUUCCGCGUGGAAUCUAUCCAGGCGCGGCCAAAUCUUGUCUGUCAAAUCACCUAUCCUUGAUGCUUUUUCAAUCACUGUGCCAAAAUGGAAAUUGUUUUUGCGUAUUAUUUAUGUAUUGUGAUUAAUGUAGUUGUUCGGGCACUUCAUUUCAAAACACGAAAUGAUUGUAAAAACACAUAAUAAAAGUUUAUAUAGACAGCGUAGAUCUUGCCGGUAGCUUAAGUACAAAAUUAGUUUUGCUGGCUGGAUGGGAAUUUAUCAAUUUUGAAAGUAUAAUUUGUUUUGAAGUCCAAAACUAUAUAGAUAGCCUCUUUGCUGAGUCUCAGGUAAAUACCGCGCGGUUAGAACAGGGAGUCGUUAAUGGUUGUCCAAUGUUGAAUUUCUACGAUCAGAUUUCUUGUGUUCAUUAUAGUAUUUAUAGACGUGGCAUGUGUGUGACAAGACGUGCGUGCUGCGUCAUUGAUUUCAGACGGUAAUCGAGUCUUAGAUUAUAAACAAACUUCUAUAUUGCUGUAAAAUUGUGCAAAAAUCUAUGAAUAAAUAUAAAUAGUAUGCAUACUUCGCCAUCCUAAGGUAAAAUUGUUUCUUAGCCGAUAUUACCACCUCAGAAGAAAUAUUUUCUUAUAAAGAUAUCGAUAAAAUCAUAGUAAUUAGCGCAGUAAUUUACUUCUGCACGCUGCCGUCUGCCGCGGGAAAUAGGGCCGAGUCUAUAGUGCCUACGUCAUAGCUCGAAAAACCGGUUCAGGGAAUAUCUUUUACAAGUUGUUUAUUUUUUGUAUUUGCUUUUAAAAAAAUACAAAAAAUCAUGUGACAUUAUUCUUAACUGUUUUUUCUUCUGGUUAUUGAAGUUGGCUCUAUAGAUUGCGGCUUUAACAUACGUAAAUUACUUUUCACCUCGAACACAUGAACGUUUUUUUUUAAGUAGAUUAAGAACAGCUAUACAACAUUUUUGCACCUUCGGCGUGUCACACGGCGUUUGCGAGUCAAUUAGAUAAUUUUUCCUACCUGUCCCAAACAAACUAGUUACAGCUUAAUUAAAGUCAAAACUGUUUUACACAAAAAAAAAAAUAUAUUUUGUGCAAAAUGGUUUUUUUUUCAGACAGGUACAAAUAAAUAAUACACCGUGAUUUUUUUUCCGUGAUCUAAAGUAUUUUUUUUUUUAUUGAUCGAUAAUUAACUUUUAUAUGUAUUAAUAUCUACUUGAGGCCAUUAAACUUUGUCCUAUCUCUAUACUGUUGUAUGAAUAAGUAGGAAAUUUUGUGUCUCUUUUAAACUUUACUUAUUAUUUUCAAACUACUGGAAUAUAAGUGUAUAUUUCCGGAAAAAACAAGUAUCACGGUAUGUAAGUGUUGUCCGGUAGUGUGCUCUCUAUCCGGCUCGCGCGGCGUGUGCGCACCGCAGUAUAGGGUACGCAACGAUAAUUCUCACUACGUAAUAACUACUUGUACAAAUUGACAAUUCUCGCUACAUUUAAUAUAAUUUAAUUUGCAAUCAGUACAUGGUUACUUUGCACAUCACUUGUUAGUGUAGUGACUAAUAAUAACGAUAUAGUGUUGUAUAAUUUUUAAUGUUACAAAUUAUAAUUACCGUAUUAUUUUCGAUUUAAUAUUUUUUUUAGGUUUAAUGUAAUGUUGAUUUACAAUUAGUUAAAUUAUGAGGGGCGGCGCGUGCGCAUGUGGUGGCGUUGUGUUGUGAUGUCAAACAUUGCAGUUGUGUGUCGUGGCACGGUGUACGCGACCCGCCCCUGUAGCAUUAACACUGUAUUUAACUCAUUUUCUCAUGUAGAUCCUUUUUUACGUUAUUAUUUAUACGUAUCAAAGGUGAUGGGCAGUGGUCUAGAAAUAUUUCUGAAACGGAAAUCGCUCCUCGAUGUUGUAUAUUGUGUGUACAGUAUUUGCCCAUUCCCCUUGUGAUUAGCUUUUCAAUGCUUCGUUUUACCAGAAAUGAGAUGCGGUACUAUGAAAUUGAUAGUUUAGAACUUAUAGGUUCUGUUUGCUUCCGUUUAUAGUGACGGGAAUGAUCGGUUGGUUGUUAAAAAAAUAGAAGGAAAAUUCUUAGAAUGCUAAUAGUGUUCGCAUUCGCGCGAUAUUUUGGCCGAUUCGACAUUGCCUUUAAUUUAUUAACAUGCUUACGUCAUUCAUGAAAAUUUAUGUCAAUACAUUUUGCGUUUGCAAUUACAAAAAUGGCCGAAUUUACGUCGCGUAAAAUAGCAUCUCACUUCUGAUGUAAUUAUAUUCGCAAUACAUUAUUGUGUUUCGCAUUAUUUUCUGGCUGUGUGAAUAAACCUUAAACGAUUUCGUAGGGCUUGUGUUGUGAUGACAUUUCUAAAUAAAUUUCUCUUUGAGAUAAUAUGUUGGUAUAAGUUAAAUCAUAUUAUAUGGCCACAAAGUUGCGAUGUCUGAUUAUAAUGUUAUAGAUGUACUUCCUUUUGUCAUAACAUUUACUCUCAGUAUCUUGAACCCAACAGAAGCAGGACAGUAAAAAAAAAAUACUAAGAAAUAAAAAAUUAAGGUUUGUUCACACUGUCAGGAGUUUGUCAAAUGUAGCACUUAUCGUUUGUUUCACUUAUGACGCUGCCGCGGGGUUCUAUCACUAUGCGGCUCAUUGAACACUAGAUAUACUUUGUAUAAUUAAAUAUUUUUGCUUUGUUAUUGUUAUGGAAAAUAAAAAAAUAAUAAUUUAAUUUGGUAAAAUUGUAAGUUCAUUUUUUUCUUCGAAAGUAUUAUGUUUGAAUACUUUUUGAUUGUUUCUUCCAUGUGAUUAAGAAAGUGGCAAUACGAAUAAGCUAAUAAAAGCGAGAUGAUAUCUUU